AUGCAAUUCUCUCAAAUCUUCGCUACCUUUGCUUUAGCUGUAGCUACUGCCACUGCGUCUGCCAUACCACAGACCUCGUCAUUCAGUGACACUAUGGCUAAGAUCAAGCUCGCACACCCUGGUAUUUCUGACGAUGCCGCUUAUGACUCCACGGUUGGCUUCAUGGAUGCUGUGAUGCAAUUGCAGACGAACGUCACUAUCCAUCCUACCCGUGACCUUGAGCGACGUGGGUGCUGCAAAAGAUGUGGAACGUGUAUCAGGGCUAUUUUUGAGUUGGGCGUUUGCUGUUCCGCAGAAGCUCAAGCCGCGGCUACAUAUAUUGCUGCUGCUGCUGCAUAG
Messenger RNA from Hyaloscypha bicolor E, 339 nucleotides. RefSeq lists its product as uncharacterized. The coding region runs from base 1 to 339 and encodes 112 amino acids. The record is from RefSeq and is a predicted model, not a curated record. The transcript has 2 exons. NCBI's taxonomy places the organism in Eukaryota, Fungi, Ascomycota, Leotiomycetes, Helotiales, Hyaloscyphaceae.